AUUCACACACACUUUAUCAGUCUCUACUGCUGGACUUGAAGGAAAGAGAUGAAGGAUCCGCAACUACCAGGUAACACUUAAAACUAUUAUUUUGUGAGUGGGUAGUUAUAUGCAAAAUAAUAUAAAAUGCAUAUAAAUAACUUUUUAGCAAAUCUUUUUAUUUUUAUUUUUUAUUUUAUUUUAUUUCACCUUUAUUUAACCAGGUAAGCCAGUUGAGAACAAGUUCUCAUUUACAACUGUGACCUGACCAAGAUAAAGCAAAGCAGUGCGAUAAAAACAACAACACAGAGUUACAUAUGGGGUAAACAAAACAUAAAGUUAAAAAUACAACAGAAAAUAUAUAUACAGUGUGUGCGAAUGUAGUAAGUUAUGGAGGUAAGGCAAUAAAUAGGCCAUAGUGCAAAAUAGUUACAAUUUCGUAUUAACACUGGAAUGAUAGAAGUGCAAAAGAUGAUGUGCAAAUAGAGAUACUGGGGUGCAAAUUAGCAAAAUAAAUAACAAUAUGGGGAUGAGGUAGUUGGGUGGGCUAAUUUCAGAUGGGCUGUGUACAGGUGCAGUGAUCGGUAAGCUGCUCUGACAACUGACGCUUAAAGUUAGUGAGGGAGAUAAGAGUCUCCAGCUUCAGAGAUUUUUGCAGUUCGUUCCAGUCAUUGGCAGCAGAGAACUGGAAGGAAUGGCAGCCAAAGGAGGUGUUGGCUUUGGGGAUGACCAGUGAGAUAUACCUGCUGGAGUGCAGACUACGGGUGGGUGUUGCUAUGGUGACCAGUGAGCUAAGAUAAGACAGGGAUUUGCCUAGCAGUGAUUUAUAGAUGACCUGGAGCCAGUGGGUUUGGCGACGAAUAUGUAGUGAGGGCCAGCCAACAAGAGCGUACAGGUCACAAUGGUGGGUAGUAUAUGGGGCUUUGGUGACAAAAUGGAUGGCACUGUAAUAGACUACAUCCAAUUUGCUGAGUAGAGUGUUGGAGGCUAUUUUGUAAAUGACAUCGCCGAAGUCAAGGAUCGGUAGGAUAGUCAGUUUUACGAGGCCAUGUUUGGCAGUAUGAGUGAAGGAGGCUUUGUUGCGAAAUAGGAAGCCGAUUCUAAAUCUAACUUUUGAUUGGAGAUGCUUAAUGUGAGUCUGGAAGGAGAGUUUACAGUCUAACCAGACACCUAGGUAUUUGUAGUUGUCCACAUACUCUAGGUCAGACCCGCCGUGUUUAAGAGCAGUUGGAGGCUACGGAAGGAGUGUUGUAUGGCGUUGAAGCUCGUUUGGAGGUUUGUUAACACAGUGUCCAAUGAAGGGCCAGAUGUAUACAAAAUGGUGUCGUCCUCAUAGAGGUGGAUCCAAGCGUCACCAGCAGCAAGAGCGACAUCAUUGAUAUACACAGAGAAUAGAGUCGGCCCGAGAAUUGAACCCUGUGGCACCCCCAUAGAGACGGCCAGAGGUCCAGACAACAGGCCCUCCGAUUUGACACAUUGAACUCUAUCUGAGAAGUAGUUGGUGAACCAGGCGAGGCAGUCAUUAGAGAAACCAAGGCUAUUUAGUCUGCCAAUAAGAAUGCGGUGGUUGACAGAGUCGAAAGCCUUAGCCAGGUCGAUGAAGACAGCUGCGCAGUACUGUCUUUUAUCGAUCGCGGUUAUAAUAUCGUUUAGGACCUUGAGCGUGGCUGGGGGCACCCAUGACCAGCUCGGAAACCGGAUUGCAUAGCGGAGAAGGUACGGUGGGAUUCGAAAUGGUCGGUGAUCUGUUUGUUAACUUGGUUUUCAAAAACUUUCGAAAGGCAGGGCAAGAUGGAUAUAGGUCUGUAACAGUUUGGAUCUAGAGUGUCACCCCCUUUGAAGAGGGGGAUGACCGCGGCAUCUUUCCAAUCUCUGGGGAUCUCAGACGUUACGAAAGAGAGGUUGAACAGGCUAGUAAUAGGGGUUGCGACAAUUUCGGCAGCUAAUUUUAGAAAGAAAGGGUCCAGAUUGUCUAGCCCAGCUGAUUUGUAGGGGUCCAGAUUUUGCAGCUCUUUCAGAACAUCAGCUGUCUGAAUUUGUGUGAAGGAGAAGCGGGGGGGCAUGGGCAAGUUGCAGCAGAGGUUGCAGAGCUGGUGGCCAGGGUAGUGGUAGCCAGGUGGAAAGCAUGGCCAGCCGUAGCAAAAUGCUUGUUGAAAUUCUCGAUUAUUGUAGAUUUAUCGGUGGUGACAGUGUUUCCUAGCCUCAGUGCAGUGGGCAGUUGGGAGGAGGUGCUCUUAUUUUCCAUGGACUUUACAGUGUCCCAAAACUUUUUGGAGUUAGUGCUACAGGAUGCAUUACAUUACAUUACAUUUUCGUCAUUUAGCAGACGCUCUUAUCCAGAGCGACUUACAGUUAGUGAAUGCAUACGUUUUUUGUUUUUUUCAUACUGGCCCCCCGUGGGAAACGAACCCACAUCCCUGCCACAUUUCUGUUUGAAAAAGCUUUUGAUGCAAAUAUGUUCAUUAAGCCAAUAUGGGUUGACAUAUAGUCCAAUAUGGGUUAAGUCUAAUUUGGUUUACAUAGUCUAUAUGGGUUGACAUAUAGUUCUAAUAUGGUUGAUAUAGUCUAAUAUGGGUUGACAUAGUACCAAUAUGGUGACAUAUGUCUAAUAUGGUUGACAUAUAGUCUAAUAUGGUUGACAUUAGUCCUAAUAUGGGUUGACAUAUAGUCAAUAUGGGUUGACAUAUAGUCUAAUAUGGGUUGACAUAGUAGUCUAGUCACUGGUAGGCACGGCGUUGUAACGCCAAGGUAGUGGGUUCGAUCCGGGACCACCAUACAAAAAAGUAUGCACGCAUGACUGUAAGGUCGCUUUGGAUAAAGCGUCUGCUAAAUGGCAUAUUAAUAUGUUAAUUAUUAUAUGUUAUAUUAUAUUAUAUGUUAUAUUAUAUUAUUAUAUUAUAAUUUAUAGUCCAAUAUGGGUUGACAUAUAGUCUAAUAUGGGUUGACAUAUAGUCUAAUAUGGGUUGACAUAUAGUCUAAUUGCAUGUAGUCUACUUAUUUAGGCCUUUAAUUUGGUCCCAACAAACUUAGAUAAAAUACAUAAAAAAAUUUAUCAGAUCAAUAAGACAAAAGCAGUCAUUUAUUGUGCCCCCAUAACAAUAUGUGUUGCCAUUUCUAUAGGGCAUUAUGAAAUUGUGUAUUUCUUUUUACUGCAAUACUAGAAAAUAAUCAAACAAAUUAUCACAAAUGGUGGUUUUAAAUUGGAAUUCUUGCAAACCUCAUUGCUUUUUACUUGGGAACUCCUGUUAUUACAUUUCUGAAUCAAUAUACUGUUUAACUUUUUAGGACUUCAUUGUAAAUAAGAAUUUGUUCUUAACUGACUUGCAUAGUUAAAUAAAGGUUAAAUUAAACAUUUAAAAAUGUAAGGCAACUGCAAGCACAAAACAGACAGCUAGGCAAAAAAUAAUGGCAUGCAUUUGAUAUUAGUGUCUGUUUAAAAAUAUUACAGGUUACAGAGAAACUAUAAGGAAUUGCAUUGCAUCAGAAAAUAUGAUCACCUAAAGUUCAGGGGCACUGAUCCAGUUGUAACUGGUCAUUGUGUUGUGUAACAGUUCAACCAGAUAGCUUCUUGUAGCACAGCAAGAGAGUACACUACCAGUGAGCAAAAUUGGUUGAAAAUUUUAUUUUCAAAUUAAACCAAAGUAUGGAUUGCUGUCAUACCUUGCCAUAGACUGAUUACAGUGUAGGAAUGCACAACGCAGUUAUACUGUACAUAAGAUACUGUAGAACGCUAUAAUGGCCUGCCCAAGCCUUCCUAUUGAAGGACAGGCCAAAAAUGAGAUGCUCUGCUCUGACCUCAUUAGACCAAGGCGUCAUUGGCUAAUCCUACCAACUAUUAUAGAUGUUGGUGCUGACCUCACAGUCAUAUAUCUCCAUGACCCAACCUGACCUUAUCUGUGUCCACUAAAUAAAUAAUGUAGUGAGGUAAGGUCAAUCCCCACCUCCUUUUAUGCUUAGAGUUGAUGAUCUACAGUUCAAGUACAAGGCCACAUAUAAUUUAGGGGAUAGUGCUUGAUGUGCCAUAUAUUGUAAUCUGCGGUAUGCACGCAUUUUUGUAUUUACAAUUUUUGUUCCAACAUUUUUUUUUUGUCAUUUAGCAGACGCUCUUAUCCAGAGCGACUUACAGUUAGUGAAUGCAUACAUGUUUUUUUUUUUUUUUCAUACUGGUCCCCCGUGGGAAACGAACCCACAACCCUGGCGUUGCAAACGCCAUGCUCUACCAACUGAGCUACACGGGACUAUAGCAUUGCCAAUAGCAGUAUGCCAAUCAAUGCCUUUUCUCCUCUUACUAGACAGUUUAGUUUAUUAAUUCGAGAAUUUUAGAAAACAAGCACACAUAAAACUUGAAAAAGCCAUACAUGCACAUGAGUAAAAUCAUUGAGGAUAACACAAUAAAGUCUGGGACUUAUUUCCAUUGUUAAAUGCAUUGCUCUUUAUGUAGUUCUCCUCUCGAAUUGUAAAUUGUUACAUCAAUUAUUGAUUUACUGUAUCUGAGGCACUGAAUGAUUUGUUUCGCUUGGAUAAAAAAACUAAAUAGAUCCAUACAUUUUACCAUAGGAAGUUCUUAGAGUCAAUACUGCUGUGCUAUUUCCAAGUGUCGCUGUCUCCAAUAUGCACUAGUAAGAAUAGUCAAUGUCACUUAAAGCUGGUUAAGAUGAUUAUUUAGCUGGCCGGACAUUCCGUUCAAGUCAACAGGAGUCUCCUGCAUGGAGAUUAGUGUGAGCCAAUCUUAUUAUGACUGUCCUGCAGACUGCACAUUUACCCAGAGGUGGAGCUCCAUGUCUGCAAUUAAAUCACCUUUUGUAACGAUGACCUAAAAUACAUAUUGACGGCUAUUCUGAAUCCUUAAGGCCAGUCAGAGCAUCAGUAGAGCUGUGCCCCAAGCCUCUAACAAAAGGUUCCACAUAGAGAGAGUUAUAAUAUGUGACAGUUUGAAUCGAUGAUCCUUUGUAUCAAUGCUCAAUGAUCCAAUAGGAACUAACAGGAAUAAUAAUAAUAAUAAUAUGCCAUUUAGCAGACGCUUUUAUCCAAAGCGACUUACAGUCAUGCGUGCAUACAUUAUUUUUUUGUGUAUGGGUGGUCCCGGGGUUCGAACCCACUACCUUGGCGUUACAAGCGCCGUGCUCUACCAGCUGAGCUACAGAAGAAAGACGGGUAAGUCAUAUGUAUCAAUGCAUGAUAGAAGGGAGCGGUAGGAUAUUUAAGAAGUUGUGUGAUGUUAUUUUAUGUGAAUAGAGCUAACUGGAGAGGUCAGAGAAAGGUUCAACGUCUACCCCCAAUAGUCCCAAAUCAGAAUCCCUGCCAUUGAACACAGUGAACCUCACCCAAAUAAAAAUCUCACCUCUAAUUCAUAUUUUAUUCUUUGUGCCUUUAGGACUCAAAUCCAGACUAGCAUGGCCAAAACGCAAGGACAAGGAGGAUAAGAAAGCCAAGCCAAGUGAGACGAGUGAAACGCUGUUGGACAAAACACCCAAAGUCCUUCCAGCCCGUCCUAUUAUACCAGAACUGACCCCAGAACAGAGGAUGAGGCAGACACCGUUUGAGAGGGUGCUUUAUGACAUGAACCACGACCAGAGGGUAGUCAACGACCUCAUACUGGGCCGGAGGAUCUCCUUCUACGAGCUCAGGGGGGAAAUAGGGUGUGGGAACUUCUCCCACGUUAGAUUGGGUAUCCAUGCUCUGACUAAAGGUAAGGAGGGAUUUAUUUCUUCGUCAUCCUUUCAGUAGUUAGUUAAAUUAAUCCAGUCAAGCAUGACUGGUACAGUAACCAGAGUGAGAGUUGAGCAGUACACUGUACCUCGUCUCCAAUGAUAUAAUCAUAUGUUACAUUCAGUAUACCAACUGAUGCCACUUUGGAAAAUGUAACAAAAUGGACAUUAUAGUUCCUACUCAAUGGAUGGGACCUGGCAGUAUGAAGAUAUAGCUCACUAACACAUUCCUACUGACCGGUUCCCUCUGAGCUGACCCUGUCUCUAGCCUCCCCUGCCUGCCACACAGACUCUGUCUCCAGGGGGGUAUUAUAACAGGGUGAAUACUGAUGCCAGAGGACAAGGGGUGAUCGCCUGAACUAAGCACCUCCUGAUCGCCUCAGAUCCCCCCUCACCCCCUGUGGUGAAUUUAUGUUUUAUACAGCUCUCUUUAAUUUCUGUAGCGAGCAGUUAGAGAUGCCUGCAGGGAAAUAACACAGGAGAGAUGGCGAGAUGGGGGGUGGGGAGACGGGGGGUCUUCAUUUACCCUCACAUUCUCCUCUCAGGCACAUGUUUCACUGGACGUUAUAUAACUUGGUGAAGCUUCAAAUUAAAUUAAUGUCUGAUCACCCUUCCUGCUCUCCUAUCAUUUCUGUAUUGGUUUCAUACCCUCUCUCCCCUACGAUCAUUCUGUAGUUCGUUUACCCACAGAGAAAGAAGAGAGAGAGAUAGAGAACGAGCGAGAGGUCUCUCUGGGCUCUCUCCGAGAGCUCUCUCUCUCUCUCUCUCUCUCUCUCUCUCCUCUCUCUCUCUCUCUCUCUCUCUCUCUCUCUCUCUCUCUCUCUCUCUCUCUCUCUCUCAGAGAGGGUCGCAAUCAAGAUUUUGGAUAAGCUUCGGCUGGACAAGAAGUCUCAGUCCCUGUUUGCCACAGAGAUCAGCUGUAUGGAGAAGCUGUCCCACCCUAACAUUGUUCGUCUCUAUGAGGUGAUCGAGACCACCAAGCGCCUGUACCUGGUGAUGGAGUACGGCAGUGGGGGAGACCUCUACUCACGUAUCACCAACAAGGGGCGUCUGUCUGACCUGGAGACCAAGCUCACCUUUGCCCAGAUCAUCUCUGCCAUCAAACACAUGGUGAGCUAUAACCAGUCAAAGCAUUGAACAGAAGACAGGCACAGAUGGCAAUUCUACUCUGUGAUUAAGGCAGUUUCCUAACUUGAGGAUUGGGUGCAUAACUUUCGCAUAAAUCAUGCAUUGUCUAUGGCCAGGAUUUACCAGAAUGUAUCCAAUUAUUGUAGGCUACUCUUGCUUGAUUGAUUCAGAGAGCACAUCGUAAUUUUAUAGCAACAUCCAACUAACAUACCCCCACCCUACCCCUUUUUGUUAUCAUUUCAGCACGACAACAACAUUGUCCACCGAGACCUGAAAGCAGAGAACGUUUUCUACACCACCAGCUACUGCAUCAAGGUGGGAGACCUUGGCUUCAGUAUCGUGAGUGCUCCAACUGAAGUCCUCACCACGUUCUGUGGCUCCCCACCCUAUGCCGCUCCAGAGCUCUUCAAAGACAAAGGCUACGUGGGUCGUUAUGUGGACAUCUGGGCCUUGGGCAUCCUGCUCUACUUCAUGGUCACCGCCACCAUGCCUUUCCACGCCGACAACCUCGGUCGUCUGAAGCGCUGUAUCAUGCAGGGAGCCUACGCCUUCCCGGACUAUGUACCCAACCCCUGCCAACUAGCCAUAAAGGGCAUGCUGAGGCCUGUGCCCGCCGACCGUGACUCCAUCUCCCUGAUAAUGACCAGCACGUGGCUGAAGAGCAUCGAGUACCCUCGGGCGUACGGCCCACUGCCCCAGACGCCCUUUCACCUGGCUGAGACCUCCCAGGCCCUGUGUGUGGAGGAGCAGGAGGUGAAGUUGGCCCUGUCUGAUCUGGGCAUCAAGGGAGUCCACCUGCAGAACAACACCUGUACAGACAAUCGCAGCCCCCUGACGGGGACCUACCGUAUCCUUCUCCACCGCGUCCAGAAGAGGAGGUCUGUGGAGGCGGUGGGAUACGCAGCCCUCUACCCUGAGGACUUUGGCAGUAAGAAGGGCGGGACACCCACUGCUGUUAUGGACAAGCACAACCCUACCAGUGUCUGUGUUAUCCUAUAGACCAGGGAUUUUGCAACAAUUUUUGAACCAGGGACUGGCAAAUUAUGGAUAUUUUCUUUGGAUUAAAACAAACUAUUUAGGUGGGCCGCUUAUAUUGAAAUUGAACACUUGAGAAGUGAAGUUCUCCCACAACUAUGAACUAUCUGAGGGACCAGUCAGCAACAUCUCAGGGACCAGUGCUGCUCCAUGGACCUCCAUGGAGGUUGAGAGGUUGAGAAAUAAUGCUACAGAGUCUGGCCUCCUGUAUAGCCCAGGCUCCACCAGAAGAGAUUCACAAGACACACGCACGCACACACACACACACACACGCACAGACACACGCACACACCACAAACACACAUACACACACUACUCUCACGGAUCUGCUGUUGCUUAUUCAUCACAGUACAGAUGAUAGAUAGAUAA
Coregonus sp. 'balchen' is the source of this 8219-nucleotide messenger RNA. The record is from the annotation of a GenBank genome assembly. Lineage: Eukaryota; Metazoa; Chordata; Actinopteri; Salmoniformes; Salmonidae.